Molecule: messenger RNA, 5567 nt
Organism: Nematostella vectensis (starlet sea anemone)
Lineage: Eukaryota; Metazoa; Cnidaria; Anthozoa; Actiniaria; Edwardsiidae
Product: pro-epidermal growth factor
Exons: 7
Coding region: 1794-2966 (390 amino acids)
Cellular component (GO): membrane
Molecular function (GO): calcium ion binding
Source: RefSeq, a predicted model, not a curated record
UUACUAUAAACAAACUGAGUUAGUACAAGAUAUAUAAAACGACGACCUCAAGCUUAAACAAAAGGCAUUUAAAAAUGCUUUGUCUGUUUCACUGAUGAACGUGUUUUUCUUUUAUCCGCCAUUUUGUCAUCGGCAAAAUACGUGGGUUAGAGCUUUUACGAUAUUUUACAGGACUAUGAUAUGCAAACAUCCCGGCCCUCUGCCAUUAUUUGCAGCACGCGCUGGUCAAACAACGAGGUUACAGAAUGUUUCUGGUGAGCUAAAUAUUUGGCGAACACCAACUACACUCUUUUUUUUUUAUAAGAACCUUUUCGAUAAGAACGUCAAGCCUUAGAUUUCACCAAAUUUUAAGAACAUGCCAAGGCUCAGAUAGCAGAAAGGUCUUUUUCUUUUUUAGUCCUGAUGCGUUCUAAAAUGCAGAAUAAAAUUGUGCUCAUAGUAACAACCUUAUUAUUGCUAUUGAUCAUUAGUGUACUUCUCUUCCUAUUAAUUCAUUGGUUAUUAUAUUUUUAUAUGCACUAAAAUUUAAGAACAUCGUUAAAAACAUAAUAAGAACGGCUCAAUCUCGACUGAAAAUAACAGGUACUCGCUUGUUUUCAUUCUUAUUGUUUUAUUAAAAAAACAUAUCGCAUUGCAUACAUAUUGUAUUAUGUUCAUGCAAAUUUUAUUUUGUCCAAAACGUUUUUUUUUUUCUUAUCUGGGCCCAUUUUUCGACUCGUCCAUCGAGAACCAAAAUUCAUUCACAUGUUGUCCCAACAAUAUGCUUGUUAUCCCAACAAUAUGCCGACAGAGAGAGCAGGAACGGGAUAAUGGGUAGUUUCUCUAAUUAGAAAACUCAUAAUAGCUGGGAAAGAAUUGAGGUUCGAAGAGCAAGUUAAAAAAUGGACCCAAUGAGAAAAAAAAUUGCUUUUUGGAGAAAGAAAAUACAAAAUUCAAAUUUAAUACUCAUCACUUUCAAGUGCAAAAACACUUUUGAAAUAAUAUCCACUUUUCAUCGUUAUAUGCCUAAACACAUUAGACGAUAAUAAAUUUAACUUAAAUUAUAACAGCAAUAAUGACAGUGUAUGUUUGUUUAAGAGGGUAGGAGGUUUUCUAAUAGAUCCCUUAUUUUAAUUCAUUAUAAGAUUUGACGAGUUUUGUAAACAGGAAAUGACCCAAACGAAUGCUAACUUUUUCUGUAACAUCUCACAUUGAUAAUACAAUCGGUCUUUUUGAAGGAGCCCAUAUUGGCUUUUGAAUGUUUUCUUAACUUCUUACUUUAUUUGUAGAGCUGUCUUCUUACAAAGAUAGAUAGCUAUAAAAUGGCCAUAGCGAUUCCUAGAUCAGAUAAAAUAAUUAAAAUAAUAUUAUUGUAUAUAAUAAACGAAUAAUUUGGGGGUAAAGUUAAUAUCGUUUUUUUUAGAAUAGAGAAAAUGCUAUUCUAGCCUUAUGCACUUGUGUAUAUUUAAAAGGGACCACUGAGCAACAAAAUUAUUUACAAACUAAUUUUAAUAUUUGAUGAGCACUACUUUUAGGCGGCCGACGCUAUAAUAAGAACCUAAAAAAUACUUGCAAUUUAUACCUGCAUUACAGUAUCAGGUAGCAAAAUGUUAAAUGUCGUUCUAGGUACUUGAAAUACCGUUUAAGCACAAAAUAUAUUUAUCAGAACCAGUUUUGGGCGGUUCUUCGUGACCACUAUAACCACUAUAUGCCUUAAAGUAUCUUAUUUUAAAACAGGGACAUCUAAAAUUCUGUAUAAAUACUCGUAUUUCUUAUCUCUUAGAUUCAGUUCAGCAUUCUUUUUAGUAAGGAAGAUGACGACCUUACCUAUGUUUGCGCCGCUCGGCUCUCAACUCUGUGUUCUGUGUUUGAUGAUUUGGGUGACUGUUUGUAUGAGCCUGCAACUUCGCGAUAAAGACAGCGGUUUCAUAUCCAAUAAGUUCGUUGCUCAAUCGGGAAAACGACUUGCGCUGCCCAUCUCACAAGCAGAGGACAAUAACCAAUCAAUUGUCCAAAAGAGCGUCCUGGUUGAUGACGUCAUGGAUUGUUCGUUUGAAUGUCUUACUGAAGGCUGGUGUCACUCCGUAAACGUCAGAUUGACAGCGACAAAGAGUGGAAGACACGUGUGUGAGCUUAUAUCUACGGAUAGAUAUAACCACUCUGAAUACUUAGUACAGGACAAGGACUUCGUGCACUUUGGGAUAAAGUCUCCCUGUGAAGAAUCGCCUUGCAGUAAUGGGGAGUGCGUGACAUUGUACGAUGAGCCGUAUCUCUACUGCACGUGCUCGUCAGGAUACACUGGACUGACCUGUUCAGCAGACAUUGACGAAUGCAGCACCAAUCAAACUUCAUGUGACCCUGACGCUCGAUGCAGAAAUACCAUUGGCUCUUACACGUGCACGUGUAAUGCAGGUUACCAUGGUGAUGGCAAACAAUGCACAGACAUUGACGAAUGCAGCACCAAUCCGAGGUCAUGUGAUCGCAAUGCCCGAUGCAGAAAUACCAUUGGUUCUUACACAUGCACGUGCAAUGCAGGUUACCAUGGUGAUGGCAAACAAUGUACAGAUAUCGACGAAUGCAGACUCGGCAUCAGCGGAUGUGUUGUGAAUGCCUACUGCACUAAUACCGUGGGCUCAUACGUUUGCACAUGUCAUUCAGGAUACUACUGGACCGGAAGUGGGUGCGCAGCUAAUCAGAUCAGACUGUCGCGCGGAUCUUAUGGCCGUGUCGAGGUGCUCCACAAUGGUGCGUGGGGAACGGUGUGCGAUGACCAUUGGACCACCAACGAAGGGCGUGUCGUGUGUAGAUGGCUUGGAUUUGGAUCCGUAGAAUCUGUUCAUAAAGGAGCUCAUGAUGGCCAAGGAAGCGGGCCGAUAUGGCUUGAUGAUGUCCAUUGCUCUGGCAAUGAGGCUACCCUGUUCUCAUGCCAAUUUACCCACACCCAUGAUUGUGAACACGACGAGGAUGUGUCAGUUGUGUGUUCUUAGGGAAGAGCAGGGAGCCUGGUUAGGGGCGGUUCUAGCCUUUCGCUAAAGGGGGAUUUGGCUCCGUGACAAAGGGGGAGGGAGUAAUUAGUUUUUGUUACAUAUGGCUUUCUGGCAGCCCAAAGGGGGGUUUAAACCCCCUAAACUCUCCCCCUAGAUACGCUACUGCCGGUACACGACACCCACUGAUCAUCACCAUCACCACCAUCUUCACAACUGAAUUACCCACAUAACCGCCUUUUUUUUUAACAACACCACAACUACCAUAUGUUUAUCAUUAUUAUCACCCCCGGGGAUAUUUUCAAUAUGCCUGAACCAUGAACUAUUCGAAACUAUUGUUUCGCAUUGGUUAUUUGUUUGCUUAAGAAAAACUAUAAUGAGGAUGCAGGAACUAAACCUCCGAAAGGGGAAAAUUCUCAAUUUUAUUGGUAAUUCUUGCUUUCUUUGAUUCCCCUUGUCAUGUGAAUAUUUUGGUCAAUUUUAUCAAGUAAUUAUCUAUGUAAGAACUAGGCUAAAUCCCAUUCUCUUCAUUCUCAACCAUAAUCAUCACCAUCAUCAACUUCACCAAAUUCAUCACCACGAUAAUCAUUACCACCAUCAUCAACAUAACCAUAAUCGUCACCAUCAUCACCAUCGCAAACAUUAUCACCGUCAUCACCAUCACCAUCGCAAACAUUAUCAUCAACAUUAUUAUAAAAAUUCAGUCAGUCAGUCAGCAGGGGCGGCGGAAGGGGAGGGGCCCACUUUUCUGAGCGGAUGUUUCUAUAUGUAUGAACGUUUUUUAAACGGGUUUAAAGCGGUACAUAUGCAACUGUAUAAAAACCUAUGUUAUUCCUCGUGUUCUUAUAAAUAGCGAAUAAGAAUUUGGAACCACCACUCACCCCUCCCCCCUGAAACCGCCAACCGCCCCUCCCAAAAAAAACACUACCCACCCCUUACCCAAAAUUCGCCCCCCCCCCCCUCCACUUUUGGGACCGCUACGCCGCCCCUGGUCAGUCAGUCGGUCGGUCGGUAAGUCAGUCAGUCAGUCAGUAGAUGUCCUUAUUUAUUGUAGGUAAAACCGUAUAAUCAGUCUUCUAACUAAAUAAUCUAACUAAAAUAAGCUAUAUAAGGUUUAUAAGGUAUAUUGGCAAAAAGUCUAGUGGCAGUGGCAAUGGUCAGUAAAACAAACUUUCAUACGUUUUGAUAUUUAAGGGUUUUGAAGGCGUUUUAUGUUAUGAUUCUUUGCGUUAAUUGAGACCCUGUGACUUCAUCCGUGGAUAAUAAGCGGGCAUACGCGAGCAAUCUCGUCCGAUUUCAUUCAUGUUUUCGGAGGAUGAUAUUUAAUCAUCCGUAUGUGCUACUGUUUCAUUUUAUUUAUCGGUAAACGAUUUAAGGUUAUUUCACAUAUCAACCGACCAGUAUUUUAUGAACUUUCCUAUAAUUAUAUUUCAAAUCCAUAAGCGAUGCUUUUUCUUUAAAUAUGCGGAGUGACAUAACUUAUACUUAGUCAUGAUGGGGAUCAUAGUGGUAUGUCUAAACUGAUGACCAUGUAAUUUUUUUUGUCCGCAUACUCCAUUUUCUACCUUAGCUUCGGACACAUUGCGUUAUCCUUCAAUUUGUUUUAUAGGAAGCAGAUACACCUGUUGUCUUCAGCCCAUGAAAGCUUUGUGGUUGUCUUCAAAUGUACGUAAAGGACAGGGAUAUAGAUUAUUUCGAUUGUGUAGUUCCAGAAAAUAUCCAUAGUUCCCCCCCCCUAUUGAGGGGAUUGGAAAUUCCGGGGGGGUUCAAACGCCCAGGAAUUUCCAGCCAGAGGGGAGGGGGGAGGGGGGUUAAAAUGCCCUUUUUGCUUAACAGUUACUGUAUUUAUUUUUUUUUCCAGGGGGUUGGAAAUUCCAGAGGGGUGGAGGGUCAUACCUCCGCCCCCGUCAAUGGGGGUAUGGAUAUUAAUCUGGAACUACACAUUAGACAUGACCAAAGAGCGAAUUCGUACAAUUAUUAUUUAGAUUUUGAAUCCUCUUGAAAAUCCAAUGUCUUCGCUUAAAAAUCGACAAAUAAGCAAUUUCGUGCUUCCUCGUUUUAGUGGAGCAUGAUCCCCAUUGUGCCUUAGUAUAAGUCAUGUCUCUCUGCAAAUUUAAAGAUAAAGCAUCGGUUAUUUUGGGGAAAAUAUUGGAAAGUUAAUAAAAUACUGGUCUGUUCAUAUGCUAAAUAACCCAAUCGGUUACCGAUAAAUAAAUAGCAAAUACGGAUUCAAAUAUUGUCAUCUGAAAACAUGAAUGAAAUCGGACGAGAUUCGAGACUAUUAGACGCAAUUUUUUAACUAGUAAAAUGAAAGAAAUGCUAUAAGGAAUUACUAACGAGCCUCCUUCAGGAAUCCUGUGGAUGUCCGCGCAACAGCAAAUAACGACUGGGUACGAUUCUGAUACUUUGCCUAAAUCAAUCCGCGGUAGAGAUCACUCCAAAUCUGGGUCCCUGUAACGAGAAAGCUUGCCUUCGCUUUUGUCAUAGAAAUGAUACCGGUGGCUGGCCUAAGCCAGGCACAAUUAGUAUUUAUCAGUCAUAUAAUCAGAUAAUUGAAUAAAAUUAAAUCGGAUAAUACAAUAAAAUAAAUGUAUACUAAACCUA